Molecule: messenger RNA, 603 nt
Organism: Rodentolepis nana
Lineage: Eukaryota; Metazoa; Platyhelminthes; Cestoda; Cyclophyllidea; Hymenolepididae
Source: the annotation of a GenBank genome assembly
AUGAAUUAUCCUGAGACGUAUACCACUGACGCAUUUUGCGAAGUAUUUCUGAAACUUCUCGAUGAGUUGCAUUUAGUAGCCGUUCAUAUCGUUGGCGCUUCCUUCGGUGGAUUUCUAGCUCAAAAAAUUUGUGAAUUUUGCGCCGCCUCUCAUGGUCGCGUAAAAUCUUUAAUCCUUUGCAACACAUAUAUUGAUACAUAUGGCUUCGGUACUCGCUAUUCUGCUAAAAUCCUUUGGUUAUUGCCUUUACCUAUGCUUCGUAUGACAUUUGAAUAUCCUCACGUUUCCGAUGAUGCUGACGAUGAGAUAAGGAAUGCAUCAAAGUUAGCAAGAUUUCAGUGCAAUAAGAUGUCUCAAGGUGAACUGGCAUCACGUCUAACAAUGGCUUCUCGUACAAAUUUUGUAGCGACAGAAAAACUGCAGAAAUCAGACAUCACAAUUAUUGAGGUCAGUGAUGUAGAGACUACUUAUAUGCAACAAUAUAGCAGUGUCCAUCAAGCCUACCCCGAGGCUAAGGUCGCCAGUCUUGAUACUGGAGGUCAUUUCCCCUUCCUCAGUCGUUAUGAUGAAUUCGCAACCUAUAUGAAGGUCAGGACUAUUUAA